Molecule: messenger RNA, 4755 nt
Organism: Myiozetetes cayanensis
Lineage: Eukaryota; Metazoa; Chordata; Aves; Passeriformes; Tyrannidae
Gene: MIGA1
Product: mitoguardin 1
Exons: 16
Coding region: 226-2031 (601 amino acids)
Biological process (GO): mitochondrial fusion
Source: RefSeq, a predicted model, not a curated record
GGAUGUGGUCAGUGAGGUCUGUGGAGCCCGGGCUCGUCUGCAGGUCCGCCCGCAGCGGGCCCUGAGCUGAACCGGCAGGUUUAUUUUGCUGUCUCCUCGCCCGGUCUUGCCCGUACUCAAGAGCAUCAAUCAAACAAGUCGUGUACCUGUUAUAGCCUUCCGGAGACCGUCUGUGCUUGCUUUCGAGAGAGCUGCGCUUGAUGAGGUUAUGGGAGAGAAGGAGCCAUGUCAGAAGAAGGGGUUACUGAGACACGAUUUUCUCUCAAGACGGCAGCUUUGAGGGUGUUUCAUCUCCCCCUUUCUUGGUAUUAUUCUCUUAACCAGGUAAAGCUCUCCCCUGGGUUGAAGAAGCUCUUCACAGUCACAGCAGUGAGUGCAAUAUCAGUGAUUUUUCUGGCCCAUCACUUCAAAAGGAGACGGGGAAAGAAAAACAAGAAAGUGCCCCCAUGGGAACCAAAUCAUCUGGUGUUGGAGUGCACCAAAGCAGCUGAUUCAGAAAAAGGUUCCAGUUGUUCCAGCAGUCGACAAAACCUGACCCUUUCUCUGAGCUCUGCCAAGGAAAAAGGAUCUCAGUCUUGUAUCUAUGCAAAUGGAGGGCUUUUCAGCAAAUACUCUGGUUCAGUCCAGAGCCUGACCUCGGUUCAGAGUGCCACCUCUUGUCACAGCUGUGCUUGUGCCAAUUCUAAUUCCUGGGAUAAAGCGGAUGACGAUGACAUCAAGCUUGUCAAUAUUCCAGUGACUACACCUGAAAACUUGUAUUUGAUGGGCAUGGAGCUGUUUGAGGAGGCCCUGCGGCGCUGGGAGCAGGCGCUCACCUUCCGCAGCAGGCAGGCCGAGGAUGAGGCCAUCUGUGGCUCCAUCAAGCUGGGAGCAGGAGAUGCCAUCGCAGAGGAAAGUGUAGAAGAUAUCAUCAGCGCUGAAUUCAUUCACAAGCUGGAAUCUCUUCUCCAGAGAGCUUACCGCCUUCAGGAGGAGUUCGAGGCCACCCUGGGGGUCUCUGAUCCUGCUGCUCUAGCAAACGAUAUCGAUAAAAACACAGACGUGACGGUGAAGGAUAACGGGGAUGAUUUCUGCCUUCGGGACACGCUGAGCAUUGCAUCGACAGACUCCUUUGUCUCCACAGCUGAGCUGCCAGAGCACAGAGAGGCUCGGAACACCUUGGGGCUGGACUCCCUGUGCCACUGCCCGCUGUACGAAGAGGCCAUGCACCUGGCAGAGGAGGGCAAGAUAUACUCCCGGGUGCUGAGGACUGAAAUGUUUGAGUGCCUGGGGGACAGUGACUUCCUUGCCAAGCUCCACUGCAUUCGCCAGGCUUUUCAGAUAAUUCUUUCAGAAACAGCAAACAGAAUAUUCCUUGCUGAAAGUGGAAGAAAAAUUUUGUCUGCUUUGAUUGUGAAAGCACGAAAGAAUCCAAAGAAAUUUGAAGAUGUCUUUGAUGAAAUGAUAUAUUUUUUGGAACAAACAGAUCACUGGGAUAACACCGAAAUGGAACUUGCUGCUCGAGGAGUGAAAAAUCUGAAUUUUUAUGAUGUUGUGCUGGACUUCAUACUAAUGGAUUCAUUUGAAGAUUUAGAAAAUCCACCCAUAUCGAUACAGAAUGUAGUAAAUAACCGCUGGUUAAAUUCCUCUUUCAAGGAAACUGCUGUGGCUUCAAGCUGUUGGUCAGUCCUGAAGCAGAAGAGACAGCAAAUGAAGGUGCCUGAUGGAUUUUUUGCACAUUUCUAUGCCAUCUGUGAGCAUAUCAGCCCAGUUUUGGCGUGGGGCUUUUUGGGCCCUAGGAAUUCCCUUUAUGACUUAUGCUGCUUCUUCAAGGAUCAAGUGCUUUUCUUCCUCAAGGACAUUUUUGACUUCGAAAAGGUGAGGUACUCGAGCAUGGAGAGCCUGGCUGAGGAUCUCACCCAGCUGCUGAUCCGCCACACGGAGCUGCUGCUGGCCUACCUGGGAGCGGAUUCCCUGAGACACGUGGGGGCCUGUGUGAGUGGCCACGGCCACGUCGUGACCGGGGGGCUCUUGGAAGCCAAAGUACAGUGAUUCAUUAAAAUAAAUCCGUGGCAAAUGCCGGGGGGGUGCUCCUGUCCACCUUUCUCUCUCGUGCUGGAGCUGCCAUGGCUCUUGGUGAGCGAGCCACUGGGAAUGCAUCGUGACACCGAGUGUGGAAAAGGACUCAGGGAGGUUCAAGGUACAUCCAGGGAAAGAAAUGGGGAGCGUGUUAUUGUACAUACCUAAAUUAAUUUUGCAGCCCAGCUGUCGCUGUAUUUAUACUUCAUGUACCCCAGAGCUUUUUUCUGUAAUAUUUGGGUAAAGUUUAUUUAUGAGAUACUGUACUUUUUGCACAGAUGAUUUGUAAGUGAAGCUGCUGGAGUUGUUCCCAUUUAAAGGCUUUUACAGUACAAGGUGUUUGUUGCAGACUCUCAUUGUUAGGUGUCCAGAAGGUGUUUUGACUGGGGUAUCUGCAGUCUGGGAUUCGUGUGACACGUGCAAUAAAGCAGUCACACUCCCAGAGCUGGACAUGUUGCCCCUGCCCUGGAAUUCCAUCUGUGUGGGUGUGAGCAGCAGUUCUGUGCUGCAGUGCAGGAAAUGCAGGCACUCUGUGGGCAGGAAUCACUGCCAGUGUGCAUUUUGUACUUUGUUUUGUUGGAAAAUAUCUAAACAUCACUAAGGUGUUUAAAAAAUACUUAUUUAUAUUUAAAAAGCUAUGCUAGCUUCACCAAUUAACUCACAACGUUUCCUUGUCCUAAAGCUGUUACUACCCCACGUGGUGGUAAAUAAACCAAUGCCAUUCUCAGUCCAUAUGUAGCAUUUCAAAAUAUAUUUUUAAAUAAGUGUGUACCAUAAGAUUUUGUUAAUCAUGAAACAGAAUUGAAGGUGGUGCUUUCGAAUUUAAAGCACUUCAGUCUUCCUCCCUUCUCCGUGGGAAGUCAGGUGUCUAUUUAAGAAACUCAAAUAAUUGUUGGCCCUCUGUAUGCUGUGGAAGCCUGAACUUCAGGCAGCACAGGCAGGAGGGAACUCACAGGGGUGGUUUUUCCUGUUCCAGGGGUAACAAAUAACCAAUGAUGAGGCAUAAUCUUUGAAUUUCUGUAAACUGAAGCGAUGCUUCGUGGUUAGUUUAGGCUCUUAAACUGCACUUACAUAUGCUUUGCCACACAGAGCCAGCCCACCAGAAUCUGCCCUGUGGCAAGGAAUACUCCAGGGUAAGUAAUUACAGAGCAAUUCCAAAUAUUCAGGUACUUGAGAAGCAUGUUGUUAAAAAUCUAAGAUAUCAAAGCAGUCUUUGGCUAGAAACCUUUCACCUUUUGUUGCGAGCACAACCCAAAAUGACGAUAUUCAAGAGGAGGACCUGUGUAACUGAAUUUUGCUCCCUUGUUGUACUCAUUUGAUUAAUACAAAACCAAUGAAAAUGUGUCAUAUGACUUGUGUGAAAUGCCAACUGACUAUAAUUCAUUUAACAGGAAAAAAAAAAAGUAUAAUUCUAUGUGUAAUAAACCAGAAAUUCCAAAUGCUGCUCUUGGCCUGUUUCAAGUUGCUGAGCUUGGCAUUGUUCUCCAUGCUGGAGUGUUUGGGUUUUUUUAAUUUGCAAUGUCUUCAGUGUGGGCAUGUGAAGUUUUUUUCACCUCUCUCAACUUCUGAGCAGAUAAGUACGUUUAAGCUAUCUGUGUUUUGGCAGCUUAUUGCAAGUCCGUGAAUGACAUGAUAUGGAACAGUAAAGGUGUCUUGUUGGGGUCAUAAUCGAUAGGAAUAGCUGGAAAUUGUAGCAGAGCAAGUGGCAUAUUCCACAGCAAAGGCACUAGCUACGGGUAGCAAAGGAAACUCUUUGGUCUAAUAAAAUGAUAUGAAGAAAAUUACACCUUAACACUCAGAAGUGCAGUUUCUCACAGAAGUAAAUGUGUGUUGAGAUUUUCACGUCAUUUACAGAAAGCUCUUGAAGAAAGCCCAGCAGCACUGCCCACGAGGUUAUAAAUGUUUCCAGAUACUUUAAAAUUGGCCUUCUGUCAAAAACAAAAGGAUUUUUUUUUUUUUUAAACAGAAGAAUGAGAAAGUUCUGAUGAAACACCAAAAUAUUUAGAAAAUGGCAAAGAACUUGCUAAUAUCUGACUUGAAAUAGGAGCACUUCCAUGCACUCCUGGAGCUCUCAGCAGUCCACAGGAUGGGGUUGGAAGUUGAACUGAUGUCUUUCCCAUCCAAAAUAAGAAACAGAGGUUCAGGUUAUUGUAGGAUACCAACAAAUACUUGACUCUCCUUGGAACACAGAACUGGCACCAGCUCUCUCAGAAGCUUCACCUGAGCUAGAGGUGUGUCCAGAGAACCUGCUGACAACCAGCCAGGUGGCCUGGGAAUUUCAGAAGUGAAAACACAAGUGCCAGAGCUGCACCACAGCAGCGACAGGGUGAUUCAAAAUCAGAAUUUCCACUAUAAUCUCUACAUUUAGGUAGUUAUGAAUGCCACUUCCCAUGCUAAUAAGAACAAGCUAAAUUUAAAAGCCAUCUUCUUCUGCCAUAACUGUGCUCCUAAAAUCAGAAACGGUGAAUGUGUAGGGAUUAUACACGAAUCAAAUAUUUCUCUAAUUUGUAAUUUAGUUGUAAUAACAAUCUCACUUUUAAUGUGUUCUUAAUGAUUAUUAUACUUUUCUUUUGUAGUCUCUGGUUUCUCUCAAAAUGGACGUGUCAAACCAAGUGUCAGAGUAAGAUCAUUUGUGACCUUUCUAUUGCCUAAUGAAGUGCAGCUGUGUACAUGAAAUAAAAUAUUUCAGUGAAACAA